Messenger RNA from Tremella mesenterica DSM 1558, 1818 nucleotides. RefSeq lists its product as uncharacterized. The record is from RefSeq and is a predicted model, not a curated record. The coding region runs from base 1 to 1818 and encodes 605 amino acids. The transcript is spliced from 7 exons. Lineage: Eukaryota; Fungi; Basidiomycota; Tremellomycetes; Tremellales; Tremellaceae.
AUGGCUCGUCGUUGGACGACGGCAUCUUCCACAGUCAUUCGUUCCAAGUUCCUGCGUGCUAAAGCUCAAGCUCCCCGACCUCCUAUACAUCACCCAAUACCCAAGCUCAUGGCAGAUGCGAGGGAAGAAUUCGAUGCCAAGCUCAGACGACAAUCUAAAACGCUCGAACAGGCAGUGGCAGAGUAUCAAAAGCGAUACAAACGUAUGCCUCCGAAAGGUUUCGACGAAUGGUUUCAUUUCGCAAAAGAUCAUGGGUCUAUCAUGAUUGAUGAAUACGAUCAAUUACAUGCUGAUUUAACACCUUUUUGGUUAUUCUCAGGUGAAGAAUUACGAAGACGUUGUAUUCAAGUUGGAUUUUUGCCUUCAGUAGAUCUGGUACGUAUUGAGAAAGGUCAAACCAGGACUAUAGAUGUUAGUAAAGGUUUCGACGAUUCAGAAGUAGGUGCGAGAGCAAAAGGUUUCAGAGUAAUGUUGGAAAAAUUCCAGGAUAAGUUACCGGAUAUGGACUUUCCUAUCAACGAGAAAGCUGAAGGACGUAUUCUUGUACCUUGGGAAGAGAAUCUUUACUCCAAUUUGACUGCUGAUUCUUCCCUUGGGAUCGAACAUGUAUUAGGAGGAGAGUUUAUUCCGGAUUGGAAAGGCGACGGAAACGUUUGGGAAGCUUAUCGACGAACUUGUGAACCUUCGUCCCAGGCUAGACGGCUCUUCGGCUCUCUCCGAGCCAGACUUAAGGAAGGUCAAGUUCCAAUUUCUCGUUUGGCCGAUGCUGGUGUUUCUACAGGAGUAGCGACCGAUGACUUCCAAUUCCCUAUAAACGUCGAUGACAAAUACAAUUUCUGCGAUCAUCCCUGGGCGCAUUACAAUCAAGGUCAUUUCUUUUCCGAUUGGAGAACCAUUCAUGCACUUUAUCCCAUGUUCUCACCAGCGAAGGGAGUGGGAUAUUCUGAUGUUCUCAUUCCCAGUCAUUAUUACUUUUCAUCGACGAAAAGGUAUACCUAUGGAUGGGACCCGGUGAAUAUGAUCAUCAAGGAUGUAGAUGACAUGGAGACGAGAUGGGAAGAUAAGAGCGAUGAUAUAUUUUGGAGGGGAGCGACUACGGGUGGAGGAUCCAGUCCUCCUGGUUUCUUGGCCCAAUAUCAGCGUCAUAGAUUCAUCAAGAUGACAUCGGACACUUCAGACGUCAAUAAAACUGUCGUCUUCGCCGACCCACCAGGUACCGAUAAUUUCAUUUCUGCACAAGUCCCCAUUGGCCAGCUGAACGCGGAUAUGAUGGAUGUGGCUUUCACCAAAGCUGUCGGGUGUACACAGUAUCCAGGUGGCUGUGAUGGAAUGAGAAAAGAUCAUAGAUUUGCCGAUGCUGUUCCUCUUGGAGAGAAUUGGAGACACAAGUAUUUGAUCGAUAUUGAUGGUAUGGGUUAUUCUGCUCGUUUGUUUGCUCUUUUGAAAUCGGAGAGUGCGGUGUUGAAGUCGACUGUAUACACCGAGUUCUGCUCAGAAUGGUUACAACCAUGGUGCCUGCACUACAUACCCGUCUCUCAACUAUACAACGAAAUAUACAACCUACACGCCUUCUUCUCUGGCCCCUCUAAAGCCAUGCUAGCCGCUUCCAACUCUACUCGAGGGCUGUAUCAAUCCUCAGGUCUGACAACUCGGCGUCUGGACGGUGAUACCGAAUUACGGAAGAUUGCCAGCGCGGGACGAGAAUGGAUGUUUACCGUAGGAAGGAAGAUUGAUAUGGAGAUUUACGUUUACAGAUUGUGUAUCGAAUGGGGAAGGUUGACAGCGGACGAUAGGGACGCAAUGACCUACAAAGGCUGA